GCCGAGGCCCCGCCCCAGUCCUUUUCCCGGCCGCACAGCAGCUGAGGAGCUCAGUAGAGAGCGGGCAGUGCGGCUGUGGAGAGGACGCUGCGGUACCGCCGCCACUAUGUCACCUUACUGCCGGAGAUAACCGUCCGGAGGGGCUGGCGCCUUCCUGGGGAUAUAUGGAUACCAGUGAGGAUCUUGUUUGACAACUCUUACUACUGCUACUUAAUGCUUUAACUGGGGAGGAUUGAGCAAAAAUGAUAGUAACACAAAUUGAAGCCAAGGAAGCCUGUGACUGGCUCCGAGCUGCAGGAUUCCCACAAUAUGCACAGUUGUUCGAAGAUUUGCAGUUCCCAAUUGAUAUAGAAACAGUAAGGAACGAUCAUGAAUUCCUUGACAGAGAUGCUAUGGAGUCACUGUUCAGACGGCUAAAAACCUUGAACAAGUGUGCAUCGAUGAAAGUGGAAAUAAGUCGUCAUCGCAAAAAAAGUGAUGACUCGGAAGAAGAUGAACCAUGUGCAAUCAGCAACAAAUGGUCGUAUCAGCGUCAAAGCAGACGCUGGUCACGUCUGGAAGAUUAUGAUUCCUCUGCGCAUGAUGAAGCUACAAGCCUUGCUCCACCAGUGGUCAAGAGUGAAAAUGUGGAUUCUUCGGAUCUAGGGGAAAGAAAUGAUGCAUCUUCACUACAUAGCUCCAGCAGUGGCGAAAGUGACUGCUUCCCCAAAACAUAUGAAGAACUGGAAACUAGUAGAAGCUCUUCAAGGUGCUCCUCAGUCAAACUUGUUUCACCAGAUUCUACACUUAGCGUUUCCCCUUCUCCAAGUGAAAUGCUAAAUGUAAUAGGUGAGGAAAAGAUGACUGAUAAACCACCUAGCAAGAAAGGUAGUCUUCUUAGGAAAAUGGAAAAGCUUCGUCUAAGGAACUCUUCUGUUAAGAGAAGUCCCCAGCUGAAGGAUAAACCUAUUAUCAGUGCUCCAGUUCUGCUUGAUGGUUUUGGUGAUGAGAAACUGCGCAACCUCAACUGUGUGAACAUUUCAGAUCUAGCAGAUACCCAAAGUAAAGCCACACUUUCUAGUUCUUCGCGAACCUGCAGCAGUAGUAGUCCAUCUGAAAAUAGCAGCACUGUGAGUACCCCAAGCCCUGUUAUUAGGGUCCGAAGCCAUAUAAAGAGGGGUGGAAUGUAUGCGGAAAACUUUGACCCCACCAAAUUGUCCAUUUGGAAUGAUAUUUCUGAACAGAACUUUAAAAAUGAAAGACAUUUGCAUGAAAACCAGGUGUUUCAGAUCCCACCUAACCACAAACCUGGGACAUUUCCUAAAGCACUUACCGAUGGCAUUUUAUCACCUGUAGAUAACACCUCUGUAAACUGGAGAACUGGAAGUUUUCAUGGCUGUAAUCGGAACAGAAUGAGAUCUAGUAGCUCCAAGGAUACGGAAGCACCCCCAAGCCCAUUGUCACUUGUAGAUAAUCGAUUGAGCGUUUAUGAUAAUGUGCCAAAUCACCCCUUCCAUAUUCCUAGAAUUGGAUCACCUAGUGAUGAUGAUGUCUUUUCAGAACUAGACAAUGUCAUGGAACAUGUUAAUGGACUUCGAAAAAUGGUCAGUUCGUGGUCUGAAAAGUUCUCUGAUGACGGGGACUCUGACUUUGCCAAUGACUCCACUUCACCUUGUCCAUCAUCUCCGAAAACCAUUUACCUUGGAGUGAAUGAACACUUACAUGACUCAACAUUAGAUCCUACAAAUCCUGAAUGUGGUAAACCUUACACAGAUAGCGACUCUCCAGUUCUGCCAUACAUAACGGUUUCAGAAAUUGAGUCGUCACUGUCAGACUGUAGCAGACAAAGUCCAGAGCCUGAAGAUCUCUCCUUGCAAGUUGACAGGCAGUCUGCAGCCCACCUAAACCGGAUCCAGAAACUAUCUUUGUUAAAACUCACAGCAUUGAUGGAUAAAUACUCCCCUUCCAGCAAACAGGGAUGGAAUUGGACUGUUCCAAAAUUUAUCCGUAAAAUCAGAGCUCCCGACUACAAGGAUAAGAACGUGUUUGGGGUUCCACUUCUCCUGAAUGUUCAGAGGACAAGUUAUCCUAUACCUAAGAGUGUCCUUCUAGCCAUGGAUUAUUUGCGAAUCCACUUUCUUGAUCAGGUUGGUCUUUUCCGAAAAUCCGGUGUGAAGUCUAGAAUCCAAGCCCUUAGAGAAAUGAAUGAACUGGACCCCAGCUUUGUGAAUUAUGAAGGUCAAUCUGCUUUUGAUGUGGCGGACAUGGUUAAGCAAUAUUUCCGAGAUCUACCUGAACCAAUAUUCACAAGCAAAUUAUGUGAAUCCUUCCUGCACAUCUAUCAGUAUGUGCCAAAGGAUCAGCAGUUUUACGCUGCUCAGGCUGCCAUACUUUUGCUGCCAGAUGAAAAUCGUGAGGCCCUUAAAAUGCUUCUCUACUUCCUAAGAGAUGUGGUGGCUUGUGCUAGUGAAAACCAAAUGACCCAAACAAACAUUGCCGUGUGCCUCGCACCCAGUUUGUUUCAUUUAAACUCUUUACGACGAGAGAGCUCUUCAUCAUCAACUAGGUCAAGUCAGAGAAAGUAUAGCCUUGGAAAACCAGACCAGAAAGACCUGAGUGAGAAUUUGGCAGCAACUCAAGGCCUGGCCCACAUGAUAGCUGAGUGCAGCAGACUAUUCCAGGUGCCAGACUAUUGCCGUGACCUCUGUCCUACUAUUUGUAAGCCACUGUCUAAUACUCCAGAAGUUACCAUGAACGCCUCUACAACCUCCCUGGCAGCACACUGUAAUACCCUAAUAUCCCUGGAAAAUGCCAUGCAGAAUCUUCUACGAGAUGCCAAGGACAAGUAUCGAAGUUGGGUACCGUGUGCAGGAUUUGAACAUGUUGAACUGGCUUACAAAAAGGUAGAAAAUGACGACUAUCCAAUUCGUCUAUGGAAAGCUUCUAUUGAACUUGAAGCAACACCACACAUGAUCUUACAGCAUAUACUGAGGGAGCAACACACGUGGGACCCAAAUCUCCAGCAAUCCAAGAUCAUAGAGACCUUAGAUGAAGAUACUGAAAUCUACCACUAUUCUCAAGAGAAUAUGUCUUCAUUGGCACACAAAGAAUAUGUGGUUUUAAGGACAUGGAGAACUGAUCCACAAAGCGGCACCUGCAUUUUGGCAGCGACUUCAGUUGAAUGUGAAGAUGUUCCAGUCACCGGGAUCUUGGGGCAUGUGAUUUUGUGUCAACACCUCAUAGAAAACCUUGGAAAUCAGAAGAGUAAAGUUACUCAGGCCUGUAGGAUAGAUACAAGGGGGCGAACUAGUGAAUGGUACAAUAGGGUAUUUGGUCAUAUGUGUGCUGCUGAAAUACAAAGAAUAAAAGACUCCUUCAACAAGAAGAGGACAAUGAAGUGAGCAGCCAUUGUGCUUACAGUGGUGUUGGACCAUGCACUUUCUGGAGGAGAAGACGUGGACGAAUGCCAAGUUCUCAGUAAAUGACGAUGAUGGGCAGAGCAGCCUUCACUUUUUUUUUUUAUUUAUUUUUUUUAAAUAUACAAAUCAUUUUUACAUAUAGUUAUUCUUUUGGCAGAUUUUAACAUGUAGUCAAUGGUACUUGAAUCAAUUGAAUCAUUUAUUUAUGUAAGAAGAAAUUUUUUUUAUGAAGAGAUCUAGUGUGAGCAUUGUAAAUAUCACUAUACAAAUAACAUUUAUUUAUAUUUUAAUUCUAAAAAUUGACUGCUCCUCAGCCCCAUUUUAAGUGUAAUGUAUAGGAUGAGAGAGCACACACUGUAUUGCACAGAUUUGUAUAUAGGGUUUUUUUUAAUUUAGGAACUUGGGAUGCCUGGCUGCUUGGUAAUAGGAAAUCCUAUAGUGACACUGGGAAUCCACCCCUGUUUAUACAAUAUAAAGACUGUCUGAAGAGUGUUCACACGCUGCAGAUAAGUUGCAGAAAAUGUGUAGUGUUCUGCACCAAAACCAACUUAAAAUCAGUUGGAAAUCUACACUAGAUCUGCAGCAUGUGAACAUACACUAAGACGACUGUUAGUACAUCCCAGUUAUUAGAGGGUUAUGGAAGUGAAGGUGGGGUAUCUCCUACUCAAGUGUUCUUGACCUUAUGGCUGAAAGGAAAAUUUCUACAAAAAACUUCACGUCACAUCACGUUUUUAACCAUAUAGGAACGCAAACAGCAGGGGAGAGCUAAAAACUUGUGCUCCCGUAUCCUGCUGUAUGCGGUCCCGUAUGUAAAUCAUUUCAAUGAGCAGACCAGAGUGAACCGGUCGGCUCAUUUUUCCCCGUAUGCAGUUUUCUACCGUACCUAAAACCAUAGUUAACCACAUAAAUUACAUACGGGACAGCAUAGAGCAGGAUACGGGAGCGAAAGUUUUUAGCUCUUCCCUGCUGUUCCCCCGUAUGGGCAAAAACGUGAUGUGAACCCAGCCUAACAGAGCUUUAGCUUCAGUCCAGGGAAAUACUCUAAGUUGCUUCCAACCAACUUCAGUGGUUUAUAGGGGUAAGUGCACUGGGUAACUGCCCUAGCCUUUUACAUGAUAAUUAGAGAACUGUUAAUAUAUGACUAAAUUAACUGUGUGUGUGUAUAUAUAUAUUUUGCAGCAACACAGUUUGUAUACUUUUCUCUUAUCAGGGUAAAAGGAGGUAAAAUUACAUUUUGAUUACUUUCAAAAUCUUUUUUUUUUUUUCUAACUGUAUUAUUACAGAGGGCGUCCCCUUAGAAUCAAUAUAUGCUGCUAUGUAGGCAUUUUUCUGUGCUCAAUUUCACACAGCCAUCUACGGUAUCUUGGAUAUUUUAUCGUUUUUAGUAUUUUAACACUGCCAGUGCACUCCAGAUGUCACUCCCAAUAAAUUUUCUUACUGUACCAAUUUUGUUAAUAAUUUAGUUAUUUAAAAAAAACUAUUAUUUUUAUUUUUUAAAGGCCUAAGUGUAGAGAACGGAAUGUAUGUGACUGAAGAAAAUGAAUACCAGUACUAGUGCAAAGGGCCAGUGGAUUGUGGGCUUUCAUAAUGAAUGUAUUCAUGUUGGUGACUAAGGAAAGUUGCAGAAAGUACAUUUAGGAGUUAUCAAGGAUGAGAGAGAGACUUUUUUUUUUUUUUUUUUUUUUAAAUAUCUACCCAAUAGCUCAUGCAUUUUUGGGUAAAUGUGGGUGUGAACUAUCAUACUGGCCACAGCCCAUGGGGUGCUGUUUUUGGGGAACAAUCCCUUAGUUAGAGUUGAAGCUCAGGCUAUAUUUACACCCUAAAAAAUUCAUCUGUCCAGAAGGUUGACUGACUUCAUCCCCCCCAACAUUCAAUGGCCACUGUAAGAUGACUAGUUUAUUAUGUAUGCUUCAGUCUUUGUUGCAUUCCUCUGCAUUAAAGGAAAAUUGCCUCCCGUUCACCCGCACUAUAACCCGAUACACAGGGUUAUAGUGCU
Molecule: messenger RNA, 5394 nt
Organism: Hyla sarda
Lineage: Eukaryota; Metazoa; Chordata; Amphibia; Anura; Hylidae
Product: rho GTPase-activating protein 7-like
Exons: 14
Coding region: 243-3380 (1045 amino acids)
Biological process (GO): actin cytoskeleton organization; regulation of Rho protein signal transduction; signal transduction
Molecular function (GO): protein binding; lipid binding; GTPase activator activity
Source: RefSeq, a predicted model, not a curated record